GGCUGCUGCCGGGCCUGUCCCGACGGGUGCGAGGAGCUCCGCGGGGUUUCCCGCCGCUGGGCUCGAACGGGCCCUGGCAUCCUGCCUGGAAGGGGCAGCAGCGGCGCCGCCUGGGGCGGUUCCCCCGGGCCGGGCUGGGAAUGCAGCACACGGGAGCCUGCGAGGGAUUCAAGUCACCAGAAUUACUCCUGCUUACCUACCAGGUAUAUAGAGUUCUGAAGAAGACAUCGUUCGCAUUGCCAAUGAGUGAGGUGUUCACAUUACAAAGCAAACAGGAGGAGAGAGACUCGGAAGGUGAAGAGGAUGACAUGACACGUGGAGACUUGGGAAAUGGACUUGGUAGAAGGCCUGGUGGUGUCUAUGAAAUGGAAGGUUUAAAUGUGCACACAUUUAGAUCUAGGAAAGGGUCUGAUAAGAUCUUCAGUCCCCUUCUGCUAAAGAAAGGGGAAGAAAGUGAUGCUGCAAUUUUUCACUAUUCAAAAUGCAAUGGUUUGUAUGAUGUGUCAUCCAAAAAGCCUGGGAUAAGUGGCAUUACUAGAUGCAGCCGACAAAAUAGUUCUGAGUCUAAUUCUGACGUGUCAAAUGAAGAAUUAAGGCAACAACUUCGGGGGGCUAUAGAGGAGGUAGAGAUUUUAAAAGUAGAGCUUGAAGCAUCGCAGAGACAACUUGAAGGAAAAGAAGAAGCACUUAAAAUUCUGCAAAAUAUGACAGUAUUUAAUAAAGCCACUAGUCAUACAAAAGCAAUACUUCAAAAAACUGAGGAACAAAAGAGAGCUUUAGAAAAGGAAAUAAAUGCUUUACAAUGGGAAAUUGAAUUUGAUCAAGAAAGAUUUAAAAACAUAGAAGAGGCAUGGACAGAAAAAUGUGACAGGAUAUAUUGUGAAAAUGCAGCCCUUAAGGAAACAUUGAAACUCAGAACAGAUGAAGUUAGAACUCUGAAAUCUGAAAAUGCAAUUUUGAAUCAACAGCACUUGGAGUUUCUUGCAAUGCUUGAUGUAAAACAACAGAAGAUUAUUCAGGAAAAUAUGUCCAUUAAUAAAAGUGGCUUUACAGAAAUUACAGGUCUUGAACUGGCGGUUCUUGGAGCCUGCACCUGUAAUGCUUCUGGAGGAGAGCCCUGUUCCUGUGCUAAAAUGUCAGCUGCAACUCGAAAGCAGCUCCUUCAGCUCAGACAAGAGUGUGAAGCUCUGAAGAAGAGUAAAGAAGAAGCAUAUAUAAUGGCAGAUGCCUUCAGAAUUGCGUUUGAGCAGCAGUUAAUGCAGAGGAAAGACCAGGCUUUGAGGCUCACACAAGUGAAUAAGAUCUAUAAAAAAGAAACAAAACUUAUAAACUGGAAACGCCUGAAAGAGGAUGGACUUGUGAUGCUGCAAGGGAACAAGAAAAAUCUGGGACAAAAAUUGAUGGGCAUGCUUAUUUCUGAUGCUGACUGCAGGAAAAUGGAAGAACUGGAUAAUCCUCAUGAAAUCCUUAGGAUGCUGAUAGAUUUGCUGAAUGAUAAAGAAGAGGCUUUGGCUCAUCAAAGAAAGGUUAGUUAUAUGCUGGCUCGUGCAAUGGAGGAAAAAGAAGAUGCAUCAAAGCAGAGUAAUGAAAACAAUCUUUCAGGAGAGAACAUUACUCUGAAGAACCAUCAGGAUACAGCUUCAGAAUCUCAAGAGUCAACUGAUCCUGAAUAUUCAUGUUGCCAAAAUCUUGGCUCUCAGGACAAUACUUUCUCAAUUCUCAACAUGAAAAUAUAUAAAAAAUCAGCAAGACCACUUAAAAAAUCACAUUCCUGGCCAUCCAGGAAUUUAAAAGAAAAUUAUGUGCAAGGGAUAGAUGAAACUACAGAUACGAAUUGUAUAUAUCAAGAGCACUCAGAAUUAAAAAAUAACUUGUGAUAGUGCCAAGGCACAAGUAAGCCUUGCAGGGCACGUCCUAGGCAUCCCUAAAUUUAAACUCUAAUUCUGUAAUAAAAUUCCAGAAAAUUUGGUUUAUGAACUACUUUUCUAAAGAACAUAUUUCAAUACUCGGGUUAAAAAUGUUAAGAUACUUAUUUUUUUUUAAUUAUGUUGUACUAUAUAAGCCUUUUUAGACUUUGUAAACUGUCUGUUUACUGUCUGCCUCUGUGUGUGCCUGCUACUAUGAAAAAAAGUCGGCCAAAAGUUUUUGGAAGGAUUGGUCUAUUAAUUAAUCAAGGUGGCUUGUUUUUGCUGCGGGGAGGACUUUGCCUUUUACCUGUUCUUUUCCUCUUAUGUCUGGUAACCAAAAUAAAGACAUUAAAAAGCCAUUUGAUUCUCUUCCAACUCUGCCAUGUGCUUAAAAAAAGGGUAUAAGAAAUGUGUGGAAAACCAAGAGUCAUGCUGUGCUGUAUCUGUUCAUUAAUUAACAUUAGCAAUGCUGGAUGCAUUUCAAAAUCUUGUAUGUAACACAUAAUCUGGAAUGGUCUUUGCUGCUAAGUCCCAACAAAUAGCUUCAUGGUUUCAGUGUUUGUUUUGUUUUAUUAUUUAAGUUAUAAUUAUACCAGUGUUUUGAUAUACCUUAUGAUUAGGGCCCUACCAAAUUCACAGUCUAUUUUGUUCAAUUUCACGGUUGUAGGAUUUAAAAAAUAAUAAAUUUCAUUAUUUCAGCUAUUUAAACCUGAAAUUUCACAGUGUUGUAAUUGAAAGGAUCUUGAUCCAGAAAGGGCUUGUGGGAGGGUCGCAAGGUUAUUGUAGGCCAUUUGUUGCAGUACUGCUGUCCUUACUUCUGUGCUGCUGCUGGCAGUGGCGCUGCCUUCAGAGCUAGGCAGCUGGAGAGCGGCAGCUGCUGCCCGGGAGCCCAGCUCUGAAGGCAGAGCCACUGCCAGCAGCAGCGCAGAAAAAAGGAUGGCAUGGUAUGAUAUUGCCAACUUUACUUCUGCUCUGCCGCCUACCGAGCUGGGCCCUAGGGCAGCAGCCGCCACCCUCCAGCCACCCAGCUCUGAAGGCAGCAAUGCAAAAGUAAGGGUGGCAUGGUAUGGUAUUGCAGCCUUUACUUCUGUACUGCUGCUGGUGGGGUGCCGCCUUCAGAGCUAGACACCUGGACAACAGUUGCCACUCUCCAGCUGCCCAGCUCGAAGGCAGCACAGAAGUAAGGGUGGCAAUACUACAACCCCCCUAAAGUAACGUUGUGACAACCCCCCUGCAACUGACCCCCCUUGCAACUCCCUUUUGUGUCAGGACCCCCAAUUUGAGAAACGCUGAUCUCCCCCAUGAAAUCUGUAUAGUAUAGGGUAAAAGCACACAAAAGACCAGAUUUCACAGUCCAUGAUGUGUUUUUCAUAGCUGUGAAUUUGAUAGCGCCCUACUUAUGAUACGGUAUUAGGUUUCUGAGACUAAACUUAAACAUGAUUUUUAUCAGCUAUUUGGACACAGUCCAAAAGUUGACCUACACUGAAACUUUCUGGGAGAUAGCCUUCCAGUUCCAAGUUGGUUUUAUCUCGUUCAUUAAAAAUAUCUAUCACUCCAUGGCUUUCUUUAAUAUUUGCAAGUACUUGUCAUUUCUUAAAACAUUUCUAUUUAGCUGCAUUUGCAGCAAGUAGUUAUAUGAUAAACUCCAUUUCUAGCUAGAACAGGCUGAAUACCAGAAAAAAAUAAUGUUGAAUAUUUUUGAUUGAUAUUGCUGCUAUUCUUAGAGUAAAAUCUUUUCAAUUAAUAUUAUUUGACCAGCUAAACGGUUCAGGAAAACAGCAGUUUGCUGACAUAUAUGUUCACUGAAUAGUAUUUAACUAUGUGUACGCAGACCAAUUCUGAUAUAAUUGAGGAUGCUCAUGUUCAAACCGGGAACUAGCAAAAAGAACAAUAUACUUUUUAAGGUUUCAGCUCUGUUAGCAAUUCGGGAAAUUUGGAAUGAUCAGUAGUUUCUGCUCAAGGGAAGCUAACAACUAUAUUGAGGGACUAAGGACAAAAGCCUGGUCUCAUUGAAGUGUAUGUGAAUUUCGCUGUUAAUUAGGUCACAAGCCCAAAUCCAGCUCCCAUCUACACUAUGAAAGUGACUAUUUUAAAGCAUGAUGAUUUAAUACAGCUGGGGACCAACUUGAUAAAGACUAAGUCCAAAACAGGUUAUAACAUUGGUCCUGUCCACAAAGACCAGGACCAAAGCAAAGUUGUAACAUCAUGGUUCCCAAACAUGUUUUAACACAGACAAUUUCAUAGUGCAUAUGGUCCCUAAGAUACAUUAGCAGAGCUGUUAAAUCUUUCAAAUCACCUGCCCACACUAUCCCUGGCUGAUGCCACGGCUGUUAGUCACUGUUUCGUGUGCAUUGAAUUUCCUUAUAAAUUAAAAGAUUCUGGGCCCAGUGCUGGAAGUUGGUGGGGAUUUCAACUAGUACAGUAUAGCCCUGAUCCCUCACUAGAGCUUCUAGGUGCUAGCAUAAUAUGAAUAAUAAAUGAUAUAAUUUAACCAGAGAGAAUAAUAUUUUUGAAACCUAAACAUAUAUUGAGAUUUUAUAUAAAUAAAAUAUGAGCUAAAAUAUUUGUUAAAUAAUUCACUACUAUUGGACUGCUUGUAGUUACAUCCUCUUCAAUUUUUAUUUAGGAAUACAAGUCUUUAUAUCUAUAACUAUACUAAGCAAAGACUACUGGUUUUUUUAUUAUAAUUGUUAAUAAAAAAAUUCCAAUAAACUCCAGUAACUUAAGAAUGACAUGGUUGUCAAUGGGAUCUAUGAAUUUAAGAAAAAUAUACCUUUGGGAUUUUUUGAAUGCACUGUGUACCUUGCAGUUAAUUUAUGGCUGUAUUUAUCUUUACAUUUUCUGUUCUACAGGAGUACUGUUUUAACUAUAUCUCCUAACUCAGGAAAUCUAUAAGAAAAGUUUACUUGCUGAGUCAACAGACAAUUGAUGCUUUCUGGACAGAUCAAUGGUGACUUUAUUUCUGCAAAAUAUUCGUUGCAUGUGAAUUAAAAUACCUUUAUUAGUCCAAAUGUGAAAUCCAAUAUCCUUAAACAAUGUUGUAGUUCUUUACCCAUCUUUUUUUCCUCUCUAAAAUUGUUUUAAAUGCUGGCACAAACAUUUCAUGUAUUGUAUGAUAAUUGUAACA
Molecule: messenger RNA, 5034 nt
Organism: Mauremys mutica (yellowpond turtle)
Lineage: Eukaryota; Metazoa; Chordata; Testudines; Geoemydidae
Gene: CCDC125
Product: coiled-coil domain containing 125
Exons: 13
Coding region: 141-1877 (578 amino acids)
Biological process (GO): negative regulation of cell motility; negative regulation of Rho protein signal transduction
Cellular component (GO): cytoplasm
Source: RefSeq, a predicted model, not a curated record